Kwoniella shivajii is the source of this 1257-nucleotide messenger RNA. RefSeq lists its product as uncharacterized. The transcript is spliced from 3 exons. The coding region runs from base 1 to 1257 and encodes 418 amino acids. The record is from RefSeq and is a predicted model, not a curated record. NCBI's taxonomy places the organism in Eukaryota, Fungi, Basidiomycota, Tremellomycetes, Tremellales, Cryptococcaceae.
AUGAAAGGUCUUCUCACAAUUCUACUAGGGAUACUUCCGAUCCUCAUCGCAAGCGUGUCCUCCGCACCGAUAUCUGAGUCAGAAACUCUUGAGAAAAGAGGUGUUGCACCCAUAUGGUAUGAAACUGGACCGCGAGUACAAGAUGUCAUACAGCUCAAGGUACUCAAUUGUUGGUGGGCCGCUUGUUCACUUGCCGUACUCAUGUCAUCUCAAAAAUGGAUAGAACAAUUGGUUCGAACAGGUAAUGGGACUUCCAUAAUCGGUAUUGCGUCGCCUAGUGAUUCCACUUCACAAGUCACGGUAUGGAACCCCAAUUCAGGUCAACAAGAAACUUUCACCGCUGACCAUAAUCUGAUUUCACAAACUGAAGAUCAUCCAGAUGGGAAUUGGUGGCAUGAUGCAUUAGGCCAAGGCGCCAAAGCAUUAGGCAAAACAGAUUCAGUAAAUGGUAUUUUAAGUGGAGAAAACCCAGAUUUCGAUCCUAAUUCAGGUUCAGCUAAAACCGGUUUAAAGAUUUUGACUGGUCAUGACACUGCUUUCAAAUUAAAAGAAGAAAUUGAUAUUGGUACAUUCUUUUGGUAUUGUCAACAAGCGGGAGAACGUCACACACCUGUGAUAUUCAACACUGUUCCAAAGGAAGAUAUGGGUACAACAGAACCUCAAUUAGGUCAUGAUCAUGAUUACGCAGUUUACAACGGAACUGAAAAUAGUGAUGGUACCAAAACUAUCUGGGCAAGAAAUAGUUGGGGUUAUACAGAUGGGUUCACGUUAGAAGAGGUUUAUCAGAACAGUCAUCAGCUUAUAUUCUUGCAAGGUCUAGUCAGUCUAGGAGAUGGCCCAUUUGAUGUCGGAAAUCAUACUGGUGGUUCUGGUAAUACAACGACGGGUACCAAUUCUACCAGCACAGCGAGUUCAACAUCACCUUCAAGUUCGUCAGCAAGUACCAAUGGAACAGAUUCUACAUCAAGUGGAGCUACACCUUCAACAAGCUCCACAUCGCCAGGUAGCUCAUCUGCCAUUACCACUCCUCUAAGCAAUCCGUUGCGAUCCACUGAGACCACAUCUACGGCAGCUACUUCUGUAUCUGCACAAUCAAGCGCUACCCAGGAUCCAUCGGCAAGUGCUACUGCUGCACCCGGUAGCAGUUCAGGACCAGGUAACGGGGGGACCACGUCACCUUGGUCUUGGACUUCCCUUCUACCGGGUUGGAGUACCACGUACCCAGCAACCAAAGUCUCCAGAGCGACGAAUGUGUAG